AAAUCAAAAUAAAAAUUCAAGUUUUUCGAUCAUUUUCAAGGCGGCUGCUCUCUCAUUUCUCUUUCCCCUCUUUUAAUCUUUGUUUCUGAUUCUUCCAUUACUCCCCGAUUAUAUUGAAGCCCCAUCGCCGAUCUCUUCUGAGCCACCGAUUUCUCUUUCCGGUCUAAAACCUUAGCAUCGGAGAAAACUCUGGCGGGGAACGGCGAAGCUAAAUCGGUAUUGGUUAGGCUAGAGAGGUAAAAAAAAGAAUGUCGGCCGAACAGAAAAAACAAGAACCUAGCCCUAACCCUAAUGGCAACAAUAACGAUAAUUUGAACAGUGAAACUGAACACGAAGAAAAACAAGUACAAGAAGAGCAAGAACAGGCUCCACGUCAGUCUUCGACGAGAACUCCUUUCACUAAUCUAAGUCAGGUUGAAGCUGACCUGGCUCUUGCUCGAACCCUACAAGAACAGGAAAGGGCGUAUAUGAUGCUUAGGAUGAAUAAUGAUGGGAGCGAUUACGGGAGUUGGGAGGCUGAAAGCUAUUUACAUGGUGGAGAUGACGGUUUUGGGGAUCCCCAUGAUCAUGAUAUUACCGAUGGUGAUGAAGAAGAAGAAGAUGAUGACGGUGAGCAGGAAGAUGAGGAUGAAGGGGAAUGUGAUGGCACUGAUGCUGAUGAUGACGAUGGGGAUGUGUUUGAUGUGCAUGCUGAGAAUGGUGAGGAGGUUAACAACGCCAGUAUUGAACUCGACCCAGCCGCUUUUUCGAGUGAUGAGGCUUAUGCUAGAGCACUUCAGGAUGCCGAAGAAAGAGAAGUGGCAGCUAGAUUGUUGGCCUUAGCUGGGAUAAACGAUAGAGGAAUUUUUACCUUUGAGGAUCAUGGAGGUAACUCUCAGGAUACAUGGGAAGAAGUUGAUCCUGAUGAACUUUCAUAUGAGGAACUCCUUGCACUUGGUGAAGUAGUUGGAACUGAGAGUAGAGGGCUUUCAGUCGAUUCACUUGCCUCCUUGCCUUCCAUAACGUACAAGGCAGUCAUCAGUCAGAUUGGAAGCAAUGAAUCGUGUGUUGUAUGCCGUGUAGACUAUGAAGAUGGUGAUUCCUUGACAUUGCUUUCUUGCAAGCAUUCAUAUCAUCAUGAGUGCAUAAAUAACUGGUUGAAAAUAAACAAGGUCUGUCCCGUUUGUAGUGUUGAGGUCUCAACAUCGGGUCAGAGCUAGUAUUUUCGCCAACUGCUUGUCUUAAUACGCAGAAUGUACCAUUUCUUUCUGGUGAAAAGACUUGUAGCCAUAACAUCUUCUUGCUUGCUUGCAUCCAUUCAUCUAUUAACUUUGUGUUAAUACUCCCUUUGGAAUUAGUUGAC
Hibiscus syriacus is the source of this 1342-nucleotide messenger RNA. Its product is annotated as E3 ubiquitin ligase BIG BROTHER-related-like. The record is from RefSeq and is a predicted model, not a curated record. The coding region runs from base 249 to 1199 and encodes 316 amino acids. The transcript is spliced from 8 exons. Lineage: Eukaryota; Viridiplantae; Streptophyta; Magnoliopsida; Malvales; Malvaceae.